UUCCUGGCCUGAUGCCCUUCCUGAUGCCUACACAGAGUUUGCAGCAAAUAUUUUCUCUUUGCACCCAGAUAUUUAAUUAGAAAUGUUAAUCCAUACCGUUUAAGUGCAUUGAUUAAUUUAAUUUAGUUCCAAGUAAUGGACAAAUAAGAUUAAAUGGGGAGCUUGAUUUUGAAAGCAUUAAAUUAGGAGAAAUUGGGAUACAGGCUACAGAUAAAGGCCCCCUUCCAAUGAAAGGACACUGUGAGAUUCUGAUUGAAGUAUUUGAUGUAAAUGAUAAUGCAUCAGAAAUAUCAAUCUCAUCUCUGUCAGUACCAAUAUCAGAGGGCUUCCCACUAGGGACAGUGGUGGCGCUGCUCAGUAUUUCUGAUAGAGACUCUGGUGGCAAUGGACAAGUAAGCUGCUCUGUGUGGCCUCCUGACCUUCCAUUCAAACUUACAUCCAGCUUUAAGAAUGACUAUUCAUUGGUGCUGAUUGGACCUCCGGGUUGCGAAAAGAUAUCAGAAUACAUCAUAGUAGCAGUAGCCCAAGAUGAAGGGAAUCCAUUGCUUUCAACCAUCAGCAACCUGAUUGUGUCCAUCAGUGACAUAAAUGACAAUGCGCCUACAUUCACACAGCAUGAUAUUGCCUUCAUGGAGAACAAUCAACUUGGUGUUCACAUAGUCAAGAUAUCUGCCUUGGACCCAGACAUGGGUGAAAGUGCUCAGGUCAGCUAUUGGACAGAUGAGACACACAGAUCACUGUCCAGCUACAUCUUCAUAAAUUCAGAGAGCAGUAACUUCUGAAUUUUACUACCUUUGGAUUAUGAGGAAGUAAAGCGCAUGGAGUUCCAGAUGAGAGUAAAAGAUUCUGGACUGCCCUCUAUAUGCAGAUUUGACCAUGCAAGUCUUUGUU
Messenger RNA from Pantherophis guttatus, 891 nucleotides. The record is from RefSeq and is a predicted model, not a curated record. NCBI's taxonomy places the organism in Eukaryota, Metazoa, Chordata, Lepidosauria, Squamata, Colubridae.